Molecule: messenger RNA, 768 nt
Organism: Aphis gossypii (cotton aphid)
Lineage: Eukaryota; Metazoa; Arthropoda; Insecta; Hemiptera; Aphididae
Product: beta carbonic anhydrase 1-like
Exons: 1
Coding region: 1-768 (255 amino acids)
Molecular function (GO): zinc ion binding; carbonate dehydratase activity
Source: RefSeq, a predicted model, not a curated record
AUGGACCGCAUAUUUCGAGGCAUAAUGAAGUAUAGACAGACGCACAGAGCGGAGAUGGUUGAACAAUUUGUCAAAGUGAAAAACCGACCGGAACCUAAAGCUUUAUUUUUCACUUGUAUGGAUAGCCGUAUGUUACCCGCCAGAUUUACUAAAAGCAACGUAGGUGACAUGUUCAUCGUCCGAAACGCUGGAAAUUUGAUUCCUCAUUCACAGCAUUUCCAAGACGAAUAUACUACAUGCGAACCUGCUGCCUUGGAACUAGGAUGUAUUCACAAUGAUGUAAGACACGUUAUCGUUUGCGGGCAUUCUGACUGCAAAGCAAUGAACUUGUUAUACCUACUCAAAGACACGGAAUAUGGCAGCAUCAUCAACCGUCGGAUGUCACCACUCCGAUCAUGGCUUUGCACACACGCAAUGUCGUCUUUAGAAAAAUACCAACAGCUAGAAGAGGCGGGCUUCGACACACCGCUCAUCUUUCAGGCCGAGACGCCUUUACGCAGAAUUAGCGCUUACAUUGAUCUGGGCGAUAAGUUUUCCGAAACAAAUAAAUUAUCACAGAUUAAUACCUUACAACAAAUUCAAAAUAUUGCCAGCUACGAUUUCCUUAAGAAGCGUCUAGAGACGUAUGACCUGCAUAUACACGCUCUUUGGUUUGACAUAUAUACCGGCGAUAUACACUAUUUUAGUAGACAGAGCAAACAAUUCGUAGAGAUAAAUGAAAAAAAUGUAGAUAGACUAGUGGAAGAAGUUUCUAAGUACUAUUGCUAA